This is a messenger RNA of Exaiptasia diaphana, 4538 nucleotides long. RefSeq names its product codanin-1. NCBI's taxonomy places the organism in Eukaryota, Metazoa, Cnidaria, Anthozoa, Actiniaria, Aiptasiidae. Gene Ontology annotation, cellular component: nucleus. The transcript is spliced from 37 exons. The record is from RefSeq and is a predicted model, not a curated record. The coding region runs from base 1 to 4263 and encodes 1420 amino acids. Gene Ontology annotation, biological process: chromatin organization.
AUGGCCGAUGUGUUGAACAAACUAUUCGAGGGAGAAAUACCAUUAGAAAAUUUUAUUCAAAGGYUUAUUGAUAAGAAUAAUAACAAGGACAAGAAUUUGCAAGAGAAAGGAGUGACACUUGCUGAAUUUGUUCCUUUCUUUAUAAACUACCUGCGCGAGAAAACAAGCCAUCUUGCACCAAGACAUAACAUAACAACUCCUAAAAAAUCAAGACCUCAAAGACAUGACGGUCAAAGUACACCUUUGUCAAAUCAACGAGAUCAUCUUAAACACACUCCAAGAGGGAUCAACUUUUAUCCGCAAAGAACGCCUUCACCACAUCGAUGGCUACAGAAUGGUGAAGGCCAUAUAUCACCAUCMAUGAGAAGGAAGUCACCGAGAGUAACACCAAAUAGCCACAGUACCACACAGACUCCUUCUCCUUUGAUUUCUCAAUCUAAACCCAACUUGAAUAAUAUGGAUGACUUUCCUUCAAUUGGAGCAGCAUCAACACCUAAAAGUUCUGGUAAAAGGACUCCAUCUAGAAGAAUAACCCCAACUCCAGUCAAAGGKGACAACAAGAAAUCAAACUCWCCAUUCACAACUUCUCCUUUCGCUUCAACUAGUCCACUUGGUGAUUCAAGUCUUAGCCCUGCUUCCUUACAAGAAGAGAGGAAUAUGCUCAGAGCUAUGAAAUCUAAACGACGUAACCGYAGRGAUGAUAAUUCAUGGGGUACAAAGACAAGUUCUAGUCCUCAUUCUGGUUCAAAGAAUGUUGUUUURGGAGACUUUUUUUCUCCACCAGCAAUUGAACGAACURUGGGCAAAGAUUUAAAUACAUUUGAAGCAAAUUCUCASCAYRYAAAGCAAUUUAAACAAAAGUCUGAGAGCAAGACAAGAGCGCAAUGUGAAAAUGAAGUUCAAAUAGCUUCAGGCAUUGAUGAMACACAYUGUGUGACUGACAAAAACACUGCUAAAGAAAGCGUUAAACUAAAUAAUGAAAAAAGUAAUGUGGACACUACACCUACCCAUGCUAUAGAACCUGAUAAAAUAGASAAUAAAGACAAAAUAAAUAUUCUCAGUAGACUACAUUCAACGUUGAUUAAGGGAUGCCUAGUUCCAAAUGUGACUUCAGAGAUGUACUUUGUUKCUCAACUACUAAAUUCAAAACCUGCUGGUCCAGAUAAAACAAAUGUCCCUGAAAGCCAAGAACAAGAUCACAAUGUUUUGCACUCAAUUCACAACACUGUUUACUUUGCAGUCCUUGUAUUAGAAAAUACAAAAGAAAUAAUCAGUUUGCUUGACAAGGGAACUCUAAGACUUCUUGCCCACAACCAGAGAAUUGCAGAUUUGUCGCCAACUUUCAAUCAGUGGCUUAAUCAAACUUGUCAGGCUUAUUCUGUUCCAAAGGCUCUUGAUACCUCCAUCACAUCUCCAAUGGGUGGGGUACCAUUUAGUGCCGACAGAGACAACAAAAAUAACUUCCCGAGUGACAAAGCAUUUCAGAACUUUAGGAAGCAGAGGGAUGUUUUCUAUGAGCUUGUCAGAGAAUGGGAGGAUUGCCAUAAUAAACCUGGAUGGACUAUUGAAGAAAGCAUGGGCAACAGAAUAAGGUCCCUUGUACAUCAAAGACCAGAGUUAGCAAACCACUCAUCCUUUGCAAGGCUGUUCCAAUCACARUUACUUCAGAUGUGUAAGGGAGAAACUCCAAGCACAAGUGAAAAUUCAGUGCUUGCUAAUUUUUCCAAGUCAAAUCCAGAUAAAUUCCAAAGACUUUACAAUCGUUUUUUAGCUCCAAUGUCUCAUGGUGGACCWUGCCCUCCACCAUCUUUUACUGAAGUGCAAGAAUUCUUCAAGGGRUUUAUUUCUUGUGCUGAAAGUCAUUCUUUCAACCGCCAUCUUAUGGACCACUUGGUCAUAAAACUGACAGAGCUUGAUAGCACCAACUUUCAUCUUGAAGAACAAAGACUUGACUCCACCAGUGAAAAAUCAAUACAAUCAAAGGAAAUACAGUUCAGUUUUUCUGUGUGUCUCACUAACCUGCGCAUUUUAGCAAAGUUCCUUGGUUACCUGGUGUUUCAACCCUACUGUGGCAUCUCUUACCAAUCCAACCAAUCACAAAUGGAGAAAGUUAUUUCAAUGCGUGACAAGAUACCCCAACCAUUUGAUGUUCUUGUGUAUAUAAAUUCAGCACUCAAAAAAGGUCGUCUUGUCUUAACUGUGCCUUGGGUCAUUGAGUACCUYAGUAUGAUGGACCCUGUGGCUUCAUAUCUAAACUAUUAUCAUAGGGUCCUUAUGUUGCUGGUACAAAUAUACAGGUCAGCUGAUGUGUGGUGUGGAGGGCACACUUACCACAGGCUGCUUGUUGUUACAUGUCUUGGAUGGCUUUUUGAGACUCCUGUUAUUCCAGAGUCUUUGUUUUUCAAAUCAUUUGAAGAUCCUACAAGUCUCCAUGACAACAUAGCAGCUCCUUUGUCAACGUCUUUGGACUCCUGUGACAUUGCAGAUCAGAAAAUGCUGUAUUCCUGCUGUCCAUAUCUUGGCGAGAUCAAAACAGUUUUAUCAGAGGCAUCUACUGGGAUUUCAAGUCGUACAGGACAAGUUAAGAAAAUAACGCCCGUUUGUACUGACAAGACUGAAAAAAUGACGUCUAGUAACAAACGAUUACUGGAGCAACUUGAAGAGAAUUUUUAUCGAAGUCAACCAGAGUUUUUCAAACGAACAUCAGACUUUACAGUCGAAAGGCUGUGUUCCAAUAUACUGCACCAAAUAAAAACGUCGAUAGUACCAACAGCUUGUAAGAAGGGCGCUCAAGAGAUUGAAGCUUACUUGGAUAGCAUAGGCUUUCCUUCUGAAGGUGACAGCGCACAAGCGAAGGAGAAAAGUCGACCUCGCGUACUUCAACUAAUCCAUUCCGUAACAAGUGAUGCAGUAGCAAAGGCUUUGGAUAUCAUUGAGAAUAAYAGCGAACUCUCACUGAAGUCCUUCCAAGUCCUUUGUCCUGAAGAUACAAACUCUAAGGUCAUUAAUACUGCAGCUAAACUGACUGCUCGCCAUGUUAAGCAAAAAUCCACGGAYUGGAUUCAUCUCUCACUUGCAAGCAUUGUCGAGAAAGAUCUUUUUAACCAUUUUGACAAGCACACCAAUGCCUUACUACAUGCCAAAGCUAAAGAAAGCAGACUUCAGGAGGCUAUCAAACAAUCAGAUAAGAAGGAUUCUCUUGUCGUAGAGGCUAGUGAUAAGUCUCCGUCCCGAUARUCYUCGUCGUUGGUUGCUGCCAAGAGAUCGCGCUCUAUAUUCCGCAAAUUCAUUUUGAUUUCUUCCAAGCAGGCAAGUUCUCCCAGAAUGUCGUCCUCGUUAUCGAAGGUUGCCAAAGGCACGAGGCUGCUUGUUGUUACAUGUCUUGGAUGGCUUUUUGAGACUCCUGUUAUUCCAGAGUCUUUGUUUUUCAAAUCAUUUGAAGAUCCUACAAGUCUCCAUGACAACAUAGCAGCUCCUUUGUCAACGUCUUUGGACUCCUGUGACAUUGCAGAUCAGCAAAUGCUGUAUUCCUGCUGUCCAUAUCUUGGCGAGAUCAAAACAGUUUUAUCAGAGGCAUCUACUGGGAUUUCAAGUCGUACAGGACAAGUUAAGAAAAUAACGCCCGUUUGUACUGACAAGACUGAAAAAAUGACGUCUAGUAACAAGCGAUUACUGGAGCAACUUGAAGAGAAUUUUUAUCGAAGUCAACCAGAGUUUUUCAAACGAACAUCAGACUUUACAGUCGAAAGGCUGUGUUCCAAUAUACUGCACCAAAUAAAAACGUCGAUAGUACCAACAGCUUGUAAGAAGGGCGCUCAAGAGAUUGAAGCUUACUUGGAUAGCAUAGGCUUUCCUUCUGAAGGUGACAGCGCACAAGCGAAGGAGAAAAGUCGACCUCGCGUACUUCAACUAAUCCAUUCCGUAACAAGUGAUGCAGUAGCAAAGGCUUUGGAUAUCAUUGAGAAUAACAGCGAACUCUCACUGAAGUCCUUCCAAGUCCUUUGUCCUGAAGAUACAAACUCUAAGGUCAUUAAUACUGCAGCUAAACUGACUGCUCGCCAUGUUAAGCAAAAAUCCACGGACUGGAUUCAUCUCUCACUUGCAAGCAUUGUCGAGAAAGAUCUUUUUAACCAUUUUGACAAGCACACCAAUGCCUUACUACAUGCCAAAGCUAAAGAAAGCAGACUUCAGGAGGCUAUCAAACAAUCAGAUAAGAAGGAUUCUCUUGUCGUAGAAGCUAGUGAUAAUUCUCCGUCCCGAUAGCUGAACUUUUUGUAUCUCAUGAACGCUGCAGUUAGAAAUCUAACAAUUUAGAAGGUACGUGCACGUUCAAAACUCUAGAGCAAAUUACUUUGUAUAAUAACCCUGAAAAUACGUAGUACCAAUGUAUAGAAGUUACUAGAAUGUGUUUAAAUUACGGCGCCGAUGAAUUUCUGUGAAUAGAUACUAUUUUCUAGCCUGGGAAUUUUAUUUGUAUAAAUAAUGCACAUAGCAUGAAUAAUUAUGAUAAAUCAUGUAAAUAAACCCUAUUUUACUUC